Acinonyx jubatus (cheetah) is the source of this 3373-nucleotide messenger RNA. It is a transcript of the gene ME1, whose product is annotated as malic enzyme 1. NCBI's taxonomy places the organism in Eukaryota, Metazoa, Chordata, Mammalia, Carnivora, Felidae. The coding region runs from base 163 to 1881 and encodes 572 amino acids. Gene Ontology annotation, molecular function: NAD binding; malate dehydrogenase (decarboxylating) (NADP+) activity; malate dehydrogenase (decarboxylating) (NAD+) activity. Gene Ontology annotation, biological process: pyruvate metabolic process; malate metabolic process. Gene Ontology annotation, cellular component: mitochondrion. The transcript is spliced from 14 exons. The record is from RefSeq and is a predicted model, not a curated record.
GUCCACCCCCUCUCGCCACCCACGCCCGCCCCCGGCUGCCGGCUCUUUCCCAGCGGGGCCGCCGCCGCCGCCGCACUCAGCGCCGGCGUCUCAGCAGCAUCGCCGCCUGCGCCGCGCGCUGCGCGCCGCCGCCCGACCCCGCCGCCCACCCGCACGCCAGCCAUGGAGCCCGCAGCCCCCCGCCGCCGCCACACCCACCAGCGCGGCUACGCCUUGACGCGGGACCCCCACCUCAACAAGGACUUGGCUUUUACCCUGGAAGAGAGACAACAAUUGAAUAUUCAUGGAUUGUUGCCACCUUGCUUCAUCAGUCAGGAUAUCCAGGUUCUUAGAGUAAUUAAAAAUUUUGAGCGUCUGACCUCUGACUUUGACAGGUAUCUUCUCUUAAUGGAUCUUCAAGAUAGAAAUGAAAAACUCUUUUACAGAGUGCUAAUGUCUGACAUUGAGAAAUUCAUGCCUAUUGUCUAUACCCCCACUGUGGGUCUGGCUUGCCAGCAAUAUAGUUUAGCAUUUCGGAAGCCAAGGGGUCUCUUUAUUAGUAUCCAUGACCAAGGGCAUAUUGCUUCAGUUCUUAAUGCGUGGCCAGAAGAUGUCAUCAAGGCUAUUGUGGUGACUGAUGGAGAGCGUAUUCUUGGCUUGGGAGACCUUGGCUGUAAUGGAAUGGGCAUCCCUGUGGGCAAGCUGGCACUGUAUACAGCCUGUGGAGGGAUGAAUCCUCAAGAAUGUCUGCCUGUUAUUCUGGAUGUGGGAACAGAAAAUGAGGAUUUACUUAAAGAUCCGUUGUACAUUGGGCUACGGCAGAGAAGAGUGAGAGGUCCUGAAUAUGAUGACUUUUUGGAUGAAUUCAUGGAGGCAGUUUCUUCCAAGUAUGGGAUGAAUUGCCUUAUUCAAUUUGAAGAUUUUGCCAAUAUAAAUGCAUUUCGUCUCCUGAAGAAAUAUCAAAACCAGUAUUGCACAUUCAAUGAUGAUAUUCAAGGAACAGCAUCUGUUGCAGUGGCAGGGAUCCUUGCGGCUCUUCGAAUAACCAAGAACAAACUGUCUGAUCAAACAAUACUCUUCCAAGGAGCUGGAGAGGCUGCCUUAGGGAUUGCACACCUGAUUGUUAUGGCCAUGGAAAAAGAAGGUUUACCAAAAGAGAAAGCCAUGAAAAAGAUCUGGUUGGUUGACUCAAAAGGAUUAAUAGUUAAGGGACGUGCUGCCUUAACACAAGAGAAGAAGGAAUUUGCCCAUGAACAUGAAGAAAUGAAGAACCUAGAGGCCAUUGUUAAAGAAAUAAAACCAACUGCCCUCAUAGGAGUUGCUGCGAUUGGUGGUGCAUUCUCAGAACAAAUUCUCAAGGACAUGGCUGCCUUCAAUGACCGACCUAUUAUUUUUGCAUUGAGUAAUCCAACUAGCAAAGCAGAAUGUACUGCAGAGCAGUGCUAUAAACUAACCAAGGGGCGUGCAAUUUUUGCCAGUGGCAGUCCUUUUGAUCCAGUUACUCUUCCAGAUGGACGGACCCUAUAUCCUGGCCAAGGAAACAAUUCCUAUGUGUUUCCUGGAAUCGCUCUUGGUGUUGUGGCUUGUGGACUGAGACAUAUCACAGAUGAGAUUUUUCUCACAACUGCUGAGGUUAUAGCCCAGCAAGUAUCAGAUAAACACUUGGAAGAGGGCCGGCUUUAUCCUCCUUUGGACACCAUUAGAGAUGUUUCUCUGAAAAUUGCAGCAAAGAUUGUGAAAGAUGCUUACCAAGAAAAGACAGCCACAGUUUAUCCUGAACCCCAAAACAAGGAAGCAUUUGUCCGCUCUCAGAUGUAUAGCACUGAUUAUGACCAGAUUCUACCUGAUUGUUAUUCUUGGCCUGAAGAGGCCCAGAAAAUACAGACCAAACUUGACCAGUAGCAUAAUUACUGACAUUUCUAAUUCCAUUAAUGAGAUCUUAAAGUCUCUCAUAAUUUUUAAAGAUUGGAAUCUUUUCUAAUUACUCGUAAUAUUCUAGACUAGGAUAAUUUAACUAUAAAAAUUCAUGGAAGAAUAUUAAUAUACUUUGGGGUAAACAUCACACUAGACGAUUUUGCUUCAUUUACUUUCUCAUUAUUUAUGGUUUCUCUCUUAAUUAUUUUGCCCAAGUUCUCUUAAAAAGCUAUUGUACCUACUACUGAGAAACACACCAUUUUUAUAUAGGGAACUAAUGGAAAGACCAAAAUUAGUAACAAAUUGAUAUGCUCAACAUUAAAAUCCGUAAUUAUUUUGUUGACCAUUUUGUUAAAAAUCUACUCUUUUUUCUUUUUAAUAAAGAUAGAAAUGAAUUUAGGCAUAGAUGAAUUUUUGCUAAAAGCAGAAACAACACUUCAUUGCCUAGAGAAAAAUAACUUCUCAGGUAUUUUUAUUCCAGUCCUACAUUAUAUUAGUUCUUCUAGUGCAACUGAACGCUAACAUUUCUAAGAAAGAUCAUUGCUGUUUACAAUGCCUUGUGCAGCCUUAGAUUUUAAUAUUCUUUCCCCAUUGUUACAUCUUCUUAUCAUUUUGAUUCUCAGUCAGAUAUCUCUUCUAGAAGCACUUUUCUUCCUCCCCUGACUGAAUGCCCUGUCCUUCACACUAUUGCUGCUGAACAUUUGCAGACUGUGGUGCCUGUCCAGAAGUUGGUACCUUCAGUUCAGCAUAGCCUGAGCCACAGAAAGAGCUGAAAGAGAAUAGGUAAUAUCCUUGAGAAAGGGCUGCCUGUGGAGCUGACCUCUUAGGACAAAGAUCUCUGGAGUCAGGGGCAAGAGUGUGGUUCCCAGACAAGCUGGGUUCUCACUUAAGUGACCUGCCCUCUUGUUUCCUUGAUUAGCUCAGGUAAUUAGAGCUCGCUGUGUUACAGUAAACUCACUUUACUCUGAGUAUGGAGGAAAUUUUGUAACCCAAUUCCCCAGUAUCAGAAACUAUCUUUACAUCAGGUAUUAAGAUAUUCUAAUUACCGUCAGUACUUAUAGCCCAGAAAUUGUUAACUUCAAGUUUUACUUUAGAAAUUAAUAACUGAACCAAUGGAAACCAUUUUAAAUUCUUAAGCUCAGGUGCAAUAACAUUUGCUAUUUAUUUGUAGAAUUAUUUGGAGAAUUUCUGUUCUUGAAAUAAUGCUUUUAAAAAGUAUAAGAAGAUGUUCAAGAUAAACUAUACUGUACAAUGACUUUAUUGAAGGUUGAAGAUUAUACAGAUAGUUUCAGGUGUGAAUAGACAGGGUGCGGUUAUUUCUGAAAGUAACAUUUAGUCAAGAGUUUCCUCAAUAUAGUCACUUUGAAAAGAUCCAGAAUGCUUAUUUCUUGUCUGUUUCCAUGUUGUCUUGCAACUCUAACUAAAUGUAUUUACCUAUGCAAAAGAUUUAUUAAAGUGUAGAAAAAGUGAAUGAAUAAAA